Messenger RNA from Lates calcarifer (barramundi perch), 3421 nucleotides. RefSeq lists its product as uncharacterized. Lineage: Eukaryota; Metazoa; Chordata; Actinopteri; Centropomidae. The transcript is spliced from 3 exons. The coding region runs from base 1341 to 3020 and encodes 559 amino acids. The record is from RefSeq and is a predicted model, not a curated record.
AAACAGCUGGUUUGUAGUAUUGUGUGUUUUUCCUACAAAUAUUUCUUAUUGGACCAUUGUGGAUGUUCAAAAAGUGGUGAAAGCAUAAACACACCCUAUGGAAAGGCUGGAUGCCCCACCCAAAACUUCACACCCUAAAACUCUCAUUCCACAGCUACACUCACUGAGGUAUGCAUUGUAUGCGAGAUGUAUGCACUGACAACUUAAAUUCUUAUUCUUAUGAAUGAUGGCAGCUAAUAUAAACCCAGUUCAUGUUGUUUAUUGCACAUGAUUUUCUUUGCUUGACCUCUCUGCAAAGGAAUCCUGAUACCACUCUUGACAGAAGCCCGAGGGUACAUUUGGCUCAUGUUUGCCAUAACUCUUAAGCAACAUGAAGGCAGCCUGGCUGGGUUCCACCUCUUCCUGAUAUUUUUCUGUUCGCUCUCUACACAUGCACAAGACUGGGUUAUGGGAUUACAAUACCAAUUGCUGUUUGUGCUACAUAAUGAUUUUGUAAAGAGCAGUCAGUGCCAACGUCAUGUCUCAACGGGCAUGUUUCUGAUCUUAAGGUGAGGGUGAGCUGCAAAUCCAUGAAAGGGAGUGUUUGGUAAUGGGAAGUUAGAUUUCAAGAAUCGCUGCACUCUGGGUGAGACAAUGACCCAUGACUGUGACACUGUCAAGAUUAGACUUUAAUGAGGAUUUCAUGAGCAGAGGUUGUUAAUUUUAGAGCUCAGCUCCUCACAUUUUACCUGGAGUUUCAAGUGAGAAGUUCUGCUUGGUUUGGUGACAUUUCAUAAGUUAGAGUCAGCACUUUCAGGUAUGUGCUUCACCAAGAAUAAUGGAGUGCGCCAAUCAAGAGACUUAACCCUGUAUAGAAACCAUUAUUUGGGAAUGCAGACCUACAGGUAAUUGACAGCUUUUAGUGGGUGUGGGCUUAGUUUGUGUACCUAACAGCAACGGGAGUUAAAGGUGUAACCAUAGAGAGUGUUGUAAGAGGGAGGGGUGAAGUGGAGGUACAGCCAGAGGGAGAGUCAGAGAGGGUGGAACUGACAGAGGGGGCGAGGUUGUCAGGGAAAGGGAAAUGAAGGAGUAAGCAAGAUUGUGCCUGCAACACAGAUUCACUCUCUCAGGGUACAGCUGACAUUAAAAGAAGACAGACAUGGUUGGAGACAAACUGGAGGAGAGAACAAGGAGUGGGUGAGGAAAAACAACAAGAGAUCAGCAGCCAGCUUUGGCCAGCCUUAUCUUUUUCCAUCUAUAUACGGAAACUGCUGGAUAAUUUAUAAGCCUCUCCCUCUCGCUCUGUGUGAGGGAGUGAGUGUGAGAGAGGGGAGGGGGUAUUUGCUGAGCUCACUACCACCAUGCUGUGUCCUGCUGCUGUCAGCGCAGCUGCUGCUGCUGCUAUCUGGCUGCUGGCAGUGCUGGGCCCUGGCCUGUCUCUUCCAGCUGAGGACGACUCAGAGCCAGGCUUCACCCUCUGCAGUCACUGCUUCUACAGACAGACGCCUCCUCAGGGAGCCUCCACGGGGCCGCCGCUGCGCCCACUCUGCCACAGACUGCCCGGGGGACAAGCUUUUGCCACUCUGUCCAAACCAACCUGUGACACAGCUGUCUACUCUGCCUUCCAUCUCAGCCAUGGAUGGUCAGAGAGAGAGGGAGAGGAGGGGGAAGAGCUAGUGACAGAAGAAGAAGACAGCAUUAAAUUAGCAGUACCAGCUCUCCUCAGAGGAGGCGGGGAUCCAGCUCAUCCUGUCUCGCCCACAGACUCCCCUCUUCAACACUGGGACUCAACAGUCACAACACUGGUUCAGUCAAGCAUCAGUCCCCAGUGCAGCGCUUUAGGGGGCGAUCUCUACAUCCUGACGGGGGCGGGAGGUCUCGGGGCCGCUGAGGAUGGAGAUGAGGAGUGUCAGACGAAGCCGCUGUGGUCUGCAGUGUGCUGCACUGUCCCAGAGGGGAAGGGCAGCUUCAGCAUGGGGUUAAUCAGAGAGACAGAAGAGGAGGAGAGGCAAGUGAGCAUGGAGGAGCUGGAGGAGGUGCUGGGGGUGGCAGACCUGUUUUCUGAAGGCUGUGGAGGGGCUGCGGAGACUCUUGGAGUUGCAGGAGGUCUUCGCAGUGGGGGGCAACCUGAAAAUAUAGAAGAGAUGGUUGCAGAUGAUCCUGGUGAAGAUGCAGGCGAUACAGGCGUGGAUUCAGAUGCUGCCAGUCAAGACACAGAAGAGGAGGCUACUCUUGAUGCUCAGCCAGAGGAAGCUGAUGAAGUUGCUCAGGAAACUUCAGCAGAUGCAGUGAAAUCAGAGAGCAGCAGCAGCAGCAGUAGCAGCGAGGAGCAGGGUGAUGUGAAGCGUUCAGCAGCUGUCAGAUCAGAGUCUCCUGAGUCUUCAGCUGACUACGAGACCGUGGAUGAACAAGAAACAGACUCAAAUUCCAGCAGCACUCUGGUCUACAUCCUCUCCACCACCAUGUCCAUUCUUAAAGCUCCACUGCGCCCUGUGUUCUCGACCGUCACACAGUUACCUGAACAGGUGACCUAUAUUCUUCAGGAAGACCUUGGAGUUCUGUCUGCCCUGCCUGGAGAUACCUUCUCCCUGUUCUACCUCCUGACCUCUGACCUCUUGUCUUAUAUGCGCUCGGCUGCAGAAAUGGUGCUGGGCCUCGGGGAAGGCUGCUUCUCCAGCGCCUACUACUGUACCUCGUCCAUGCUGGAGGCCCUGAUUAGUAGCUGCCAUAUUGGGGUCACCGGCGUGGGGACCCUGGCAGGUGACACGGUGGGGGUGUUUGGUGUUGCACUGGAUAAUGCCUGGUGGGUGACCAAGUUCUUUGGAGGGCAGCUGUGGGAGCAAAGCGAGGGUUACGUAGGAACAGUGAUGUCAGAGAUGGGCGGUCAGGCCAAAGCUGUAGGUGGAGGGCUGGGGAAGCUGGUGUGGAGAAGUGCAAAUGGAGUGAGUAGUGUGUUUAGGCUGGGAGGGGGUUUUAUAAUUGCGAUGGUGGAUGUGCUCACUGGUGCCAUGAGAGAGGUAUUUGGGCAGGAGUCAGAGUGAGGGAGGAGAGGACCAGACCCCAGAUCAGGCCAUCAGGAACAAACAUUUCCAAAUGUUUUCUCCAGCUUUGGCUUGUAAAUUUCUUCAGCACGUGGGAGUGUGAAAAAACUAUUUGAAGCUGAUGUCAUUUGAUAUGCCUUAGUUAUUAUAGAAGUAUGCCCACAUGUGAAUUUCAAAUUUCUGUAGGUCUUACACUUCACUGUGGAAAGCUGACUGCUCAGAUAAUCUACUGUAUUUGACCCAACUGUGAUUUAAAAAAACACUGUGCACACUGCUUUUGGAUGUAAUUGUUCAAGACUACUCAUAUUAUACAGAUAUAAAUAUAUAUACACACAUAUAUAGUCAUAUUUUUUGCGUGUGUACAUUAGAAUAAAAUAGAUUGCUGGCUUGCUAUUGUAACA